CGUGAUUCCGUCUGUACAUAAAAAAAAAAAAGCUGAGGCACUCUCUUGACCGUUGGGUGAGCGCAAAGCACCAUUGACUGUUUUUUGUUCUUCUUCGUAGCCGUCCAUGCUUGUUUUGCCAUCAUGUCCACCGCCGUAAGGGUUCUGCGGCAGGCCGUCGGUCAAGCAGCAAAAGCAUUGCACCUGGAGCCCUUCAAGAGAGUGACGGUCAGAAUUGACCCGUUUCACAGCAAUGCGACUCCGGUGAGGGACUUCCUAUUCCACGUGAGUACAUCACGAGUGCGGUUGACCAACCCUGAGUGUGCCGUCAAGACGGAAGUGUUGUGCGACCGAUCAGAACCUACCAUUGAGAUUGCACUCUGUAAUGGACGGUCGUCAAGCCGUGGUUCGGUGCGGCCACCUGAGCUGCCUGGAAGUGCUGCAAGCGGUGGGCCGUCUGGCGGGCCAUGGCCAAGGCGGACAGUGACAAGUUGACGCCCCAGGCGGAACUGUUCCUGCGUGCGUACAGCCAGGUGCCCGCUUUCCGAGACCUCUUUGAUGAGGAGACCUUCUACAUAUUCGCCACCUGCUUCGUGCUCGCCACCUGUCUCGUCGCCUUUCUCCUAUCGCGCUUUGUCACCCUGCACCCCGUCGAAUAAUAAAAUAUUAUGUGGCUCAA
Dermacentor andersoni is the source of this 658-nucleotide messenger RNA. The record is from RefSeq and is a predicted model, not a curated record. NCBI's taxonomy places the organism in Eukaryota, Metazoa, Arthropoda, Arachnida, Ixodida, Ixodidae.